Messenger RNA from Cladocopium goreaui, 867 nucleotides. Lineage: Eukaryota; Dinophyceae; Suessiales; Symbiodiniaceae. The record is from the annotation of a GenBank genome assembly.
AUGCAGUCGCUUGUGGCUGGCAUUCACGAAUUUCUGGAGAGGGCCAACCAACUUGCAUUGAGCUCGUGUGGCUCAUGCUAUGGACCUGGCCGUGAUCGACAGCCUUUGGAUUCAGUUUUGGUGAGUUUGUUUGACGUGAGCCCGCUGGGCGAUGCCGAUCCGGAGGCCAUUCGAGGUACCCAGCGGGGAGCCAGAUUUUUGCAUGAAGGGCGGAUUGAAGAAGCAAUCCGCGAGUUUCAUAGCGUCUGCAACCGGGUGCCCAGGAAUGCUGUUGCGCGUACCAACUUGGGCAGCGCCUAUUUUGAGCGUGGCGAUGAGGAUGCAGCCUUGCAUUGGUUUCGGGACGCCUAUCGCCUGGACAAUCGCAGCUGCCGCAUCCUCCGUGGGGUGGCCGUGUUGGAGCAGCGCUGCGGCAACUAUACGGAGGCGCUGUGGUUGCUCAGGAACUACCUGCAAGAAGUUGAUGAGUUCAACAUGCAGGUGUUGCACCAGCUGGCCAUGCUGUACCGCGAUCGUCAGCAGUGGACUCAGGCGGGCACCUGCUUUCGGCGCUUGCUCAAGGCAGAUCCCACCAACCGGGAGAUUGCCAAAGAACUUCAAGUUUGUUUGGAUCGUUCUGCCGCCAGCGGUGGAGAUGUGAUCGAGUACCGCAGCCAUGGCUACAAUGAUGAGAGGUCUGCAGAAAUCAUUUUUGGCGGCCAAUCCCAUACGCUCUGUGAUGAGAGGUUGCCGCCAAGUCGACGCCGGGGCGAUGGCGAAGAGGUCCGGCCCUGGGAGAUGCGUCGCGGGACUUCCGCGGACCGCCGCUCCGGCUCUGUAGAUCGUCGCUUACCAUCUGCCGAACGCCUUGCACCAAGUCACUGUUGA